Molecule: messenger RNA, 480 nt
Organism: Protopolystoma xenopodis
Lineage: Eukaryota; Metazoa; Platyhelminthes; Monogenea; Polystomatidea; Polystomatidae
Source: the annotation of a GenBank genome assembly
AUGGCCCUUGGAGGUCUUUACUGCUACAUGGGGCUGAAUUCGCUGACUAUUUAUUUUUCUCACGUGUAUUUGCUCUGCGGGUUUCAUACACAUCCAUCUUCUUCGGGCAACUGGAGGCAGACUCAGGCGUCAAUCGUCGACAGACAGCCUCCUCUCGGCACCCAAAAAACCCACUUGGCUUUCCCUCGGCUUCGACCUUCCACUUCAACCCACCCCAGCUGGCUCGUAGAGGAAAACUUGGGGCAAACCGUCAAUUUCUCACCUAGGUCACGGAAUCCCCAGGCUAAUCUGAGCCCAGCUUCCUCCAGAUUACGUCACAUUCCUGCGUACAGCCCAACAGUCGCCACACUGAGCCUUUCCAAUUCCCUUGUGACAAUCCGUCUGCUUAACACUCCCGAAGUCUUCACCAUUGGCCCACGAGUACAUGUCUGCGCGCCCGCAAGGGUGGGCGACUCCGGCAGUCACGAUAUCAUCAACUAG